Molecule: messenger RNA, 2649 nt
Organism: Penicillium samsonianum
Lineage: Eukaryota; Fungi; Ascomycota; Eurotiomycetes; Eurotiales; Aspergillaceae
Product: ankyrin repeat domain-containing protein
Exons: 6
Coding region: 1-2649 (882 amino acids)
Biological process (GO): protein localization to ciliary inversin compartment
Cellular component (GO): ciliary inversin compartment
Molecular function (GO): protein binding
Source: RefSeq, a predicted model, not a curated record
AUGCCAGAAAGUCCGACCGGUCAAUUCUCGUCUUUCAAGUCUCCGGCCGAUGUAAAGACCUGCUUUCUUGAUACAAUUCAAAGAAAGCCAUCGAGAAAGAAAAAUCCCCGGGCGUUUCGAAUUUGGAAAGAAGAUGUUCUCCAACAAAUAGAAGACUUUUUGAAGGAGGAUUUCGAUAUCAACUUUUGUGACCGCGAAAUAUCAACAUCACCUUUAUGGCAAGCGACAAUGCGACAGGAAACUUUUCAGAAGAUUUUGGAAAACACGACAACACUCGUGAACCUCUCCGGGGAGGACGUUGGAGCCGAAAUUGACUGCAUGGAUAAGAAAUACCGCACUCCCCUAUCGCACGCAGCCGAGCGGGGGUUCCAUGAGACUGUAAAAUUUCUUGUCGAGGAAGGAAAUGCUGAUGUCGAUUCAAAAGAUUGCGAGCAGCUUACUCCAUUACAAUGGGCGAUCAGUGGUGGACGUACCGAUAUUAUACGAUACUUAUUGACAAAGGGGGCCGAUGUCAAUCACAGGGAUCGUCUUGGCAGAACACCAUUACUUAUGGCAGUAGGACCAAGCUCCAGUGUUUCAAAAUCUCAAAAGGAAGAAACCAUCAAUCUCCUUAUGAAACAUAAGGCAGAUCCUAACUCCGCGGACAAUGAAGAAAACACCCCUCUUGUACUUGCAGUUCGUCACUCAGAUAUCACAACUGUUGGGCAACUGUUAGCCUCGGAACACUUUAUAAUUGAUGUGAACCAGUACGCAAAAGGUCGAACGGCACUGUCGUUAGCAACGGAGCUAGAACUUGUGGGUAUCAUGGAACAGCUUAUACCAAAGGCUGAUGUCAACCUCGGGGAUGACAACGAGCUGAAGAGAACACCGUUAAUAUGGGCUGUUGAGAAAGAAAAGGGCCUUGCGGUGAUAAAGUUGCUCCAGACGAGUGGGAUCAAAGUGAAUAGCUCUAAUGCGCAAGGGCGAACUCCCUUCUCGCUGGCUGCAGAAAAGAAGUGGGUUGACAUCAUGCAGAUGCUUUUAAAGAGCAAGGCUGAUCCCCACGAAGAGGAUAAGAACGGCCAUACAGGAUUUUGGUGGUUCCUAAGAGCUAGAUCCGGUCGUCCGAUAAUUCGCGCCACCCUCGGUCAUACAUUCCCAAUGAUGUAUCGCAGCAGUCUUGUAAAAUUGAUGGAAGUGCUCGAGCACCUGGAGCCAAAUCGGCAGGACUCUACUGGCCGCACUUGGUUAUCUUGGGCUGCUGAGUAUGGCGAUCAGGAGAUUGUCGAAUUACUCUUGGGCUAUAAGAACACUGAUCCAAAUUUUCGCGAUGGAGUGAAAGGAAAUGAGAAAAAAUUUGCUAGGACUCCAGUGAUUUGGGCAGUGGAAAAGCACCACGAACGUCUAGUGCAUUGGAUGAUUGCAAAAAAUAAAAAUGACUUCUCGCUGAAUUAUCUGAUUCGUCAGUUUGACACUCUAAGAGAGGAACUUGGAACGGACAAGGCAUUGCACAUCGUCAAAACAUUUAUCUCCUACGGUGAAGUGGAAGGUCUCGGCUUUACAGGGAGAGAGGGCCCAGAGGGAAAUACACCUUUGCACCUUGCCUGUCUUCAGGGAAACGAAGAGAUCGUGGAUGCCUUGUUGAAAAGUGAGGCAUAUCCCAAUCCCAGGGACUCUAUGGGCCGAUCAUGUCUACAAUACGCUUUACGUCCCCAAAACGAGAUAAUUGUCAGACGGCUUCUUCGAUCCAUGUCUGAACUCGGACAUGUGCAAUCAAGUGACUGGUUUCGCAUUACGGAGCAGAACACUUGUUGGGUUCAAGUAUACAAACUCGGUGACUUGAGAAGUGGCUUUGACUGGAAAUUGACUGGCAACCUUCGACGCGACCAACUGUUAUCAGAAGGAUCUUCGAGAAUAUAUCUCUGUACGCCGCAGAGUCCGUGGACUCAUGUACCAGCCCUGUUCGAUGCUGAGAAUAAUAUGAGAUCUGAAAAAGAGAAAUCAAACGAUAUUCAGUACAUCCAGAAAGAUUCUCCAGACUCUGUUGUGUCCUACAUAUCAAUAAAUUUUCCUCUCCAAGACCGGUUCCUUUCUGAGAAACAUGGGAUGCGUCAGGGCCCGUGGGGCAUUGCAUGGAUUAGAAGGCCGGGGGCAAAAGACAAGGUCACAUUUCUAAGUAGUAUUUCAGAUGGCUGUAUUCCUGCAUCUGACAGCCACUUCUUUCGGCUGUUUCUGAGGGAUCUCAAAAAUCAAUGGGUCAUUGCUUGCUCGAUUGCCAGCGUGGGAAUUGAGGAAAUACAAAAAGAACAAUUGGAGCAAAGGGGCCGAAAGUCUACAUUGAUUGAUCAAAUUGCUGACAAUGCAUCGAUUCGAAUUAAUUUCCGGAAUUGCUUGCGGUCACAUAUCAAUAGACUAGGCCACCAGGUCAAGACCGAUCAAUUUUUCACAAAAGAUGCCCGAACAGAGCUCACUGCUCUUAUUGAUGAAAUUGGGAAUGAUGCAACCGGAAGACUAAAUGACAUGGAACGUGCAGUUCGUGAAUUGCUGCAAAUGGAACUUGCUUGGGUUUCAAAGAACGAGGCAGCGAGUAUCAAACGUCUUACUUGGAUUACCUUCAUUUUCCUUCCUCUGAUGUUUACCUCUGUGAGUAGUCCUCAAACCAGAGAUUAG